GUGAAAUAUGCAGAAAGGCGGGACUCGCAUCGUUAACUUAGUUGAUUGACGGUUGCCUACCUCAGACAUAUAUACGUGAUCUUUGUACAGCAUUCAUCGCACUCACCAAAUUCCUCAAAUGUUGUGGUUCGAAAAUCUUGUUACUCUUUCAUGGUGGAAUGAUGCUUGGCUCAAUGAAGGUUUUGCUACCUACGUAUCGUAUUUAGGAGAAUCUGAAGUUCAGCCAACAUGGAAGUCGAAAGAUAGAUUUCUUCUCGAUGAACUUCAUUCAGCUUUUGAUAUUAACGCUCUCACUUCUUCUCACCCGCUAGUUCAAGAAGCAAACACACCAGAUGAAAUCACGGCAUUGUUUGACACAAUUAGUUACAGCAAGGUAGAAGAUUCUUUAUUUGUUUCAAUUAUAUAUUUGCAUUUAAUGGAAUAGAUUUCAACUUAGGAUGAAAACCUUUUAUCUCCCUGAGUUAUUGAGUGGAACAAUUUAAAUGGCGAUUGAGAUGCUUAUCAAUAUUCUAAAUUUCCAAGCGAUAUUCUUCGAAGUUUCGACGAAAGUUCGAAUUUCAUCACAAAGUAGUUUAAAAUAUGUUACCAGUUUGACAUUGAUAUGAUACAUUCUCAAUACUCAUUAAAAAGAUCUUUGUUUAAAUAACAGUCAGCUUUUAUCAUUCAUUAUCUUGAUUUUGAAUUCCAUUUUAGUGUGCCAGUAUUCUAUACGUAUGAUAAAUGACCUUAUUGGAGAAGAAAUUUUGUACUUGGGUUAACGGUAAGUGAAACUAAAAAUUAUCUAGAAAAUGAACGCUUGUAUGAUUGCUGUCGCAUUUUUAACAUUAUCUCAAGUUUCCAUCAAAAACAAACAACAAGGUCAUUU
Molecule: messenger RNA, 865 nt
Organism: Styela clava
Lineage: Eukaryota; Metazoa; Chordata; Ascidiacea; Stolidobranchia; Styelidae
Product: aminopeptidase N-like
Biological process (GO): peptide catabolic process; proteolysis
Cellular component (GO): cytoplasm; membrane
Molecular function (GO): zinc ion binding; metalloaminopeptidase activity; peptide binding
Source: RefSeq, a predicted model, not a curated record